UUAUUUUUUGUAUUAUUUCAGAUUAGAACCUGUUUUAAAACGAGUAUUAUCGUCAUGUCUACCUUCAAUAUCACAAUGCAAGAGUGUAGUGAUAUAAAAAUGGGAGAUACGAGUAAAACUGUAAUUGUUGAUAACACCGAAAAAGUUAAGUUAGAAAUAUGCCAAGAAAAGCUAAUGAACAGAUACAAGACUACUUACGCAUAUAUGAGUUCCUCACUCUGGAAGGAGGGACACAAUGACUUUCCAAUUAAAGAAUGUUUUGUUGACGUUAAACUCCAAAAAACAGAUAUGAUAGGACGAAAAACGGGUGAAAUUAUACAAAUACAAGAGAUUUUCACCAAUAGACCCAAGAAGCACCGAACAGUAUUGAUUACAGGCGAUCCGGGAUAUGGGAAAACGACCAUUUGUAAAAAAAUCGCAUACGAUUGGGGGAGCGAUGAAGAUCGUCGAGGUUACUUAAGAUAUUUCGAUGCUUUAGUUGUAAUUGAAUUACGUGAAUUACGAGAGAAAAAUCUUAUUGAUGCCGUACUAGAAUGCAUCGACAAGAAUAAGGACGACAAUUUUCAAACCAAGCUAAGAGAAGCCAAAUGGAAUUUUUUGGUUAUUUUGGAUGGAUUUGACGAAUUUCGCCAUAACAAAUGUGUUAAAGAAUUCAUAACAAACGACUCUUUCGAACUUUCUGAGAAAAUGACAAUUGUUGUUACUAGCCGUCCACACGUUACUGAUGAAAUAAGAAAAGAAUUUGAAUAUGGAUAUUGCAUCGAAGGAUUCUCUCCCGAACAGAAAGAAACAUACAUUGAUUUCAUUGUUGGAAGAAACAAAGAUAAAAGAGAGUAUCUAUUUAGUCUGAUACGUAAUGAUAACUUCUGCUCCGAAUUAGCAAAAUGCCCAUUGAUGCUGCAUAUGUUAUGCUGUCUUCCCGAAAGUAAAUACGACCGCGAUAUAAAAUCCAAAGCCGAUCUGUUUGUCUUAAUAUUUCGUCUUCUGAUAGAACGAUACAAGAAAAAGAAGGGCACUGUUAAAAAUUUGAAUAGUGGAAAGUUUUUUGACGGAGAAGAUUCUGUUAUUAAAUUAGGAGCACUUUACUACAAAAAAGAAUUUCGGCAAUCGAAUACGGCUACCAGCUUGGAAGCACGAAGAAUAACAAACGAAGAUUUGAGAAUUACUUUUCAUAAUGAAGACGAAUACCAAUUUAUCGUUGGACUAGACGUAUUCGUAAAACGUUCAGAAGAAAAUAAUGAUCAAUAUUUUGAAUUUAUUCACAGAUUGUUUGUGGAAUUUGUAAUAUCUUUAUACGUAUUUCAUUUCAUAAAUGCUGUUGCAAUCCCUGAAGUAUACGGUAUUUUGUUUUUCAUUUUUGGCUUGUUUGGAAAUGAUCCGUUUGCAGGGAGCAUCGUAGACUUUCUGCAAACAAACCUGUUUCAUCCCGUAACUUGGAGGAAUUUUUACAAUGAAGUUAAAAACGCAGGAAACAAAGAAAUAUUUGUUGAAAAAGCCAAAUUAGUUUUUUAUUACGAUUGCUUAAACGAAUUUUUCAAGUUCUCUAAUAUGCUUAGAGUCAAUCAAAUUUAUUUUGUCAUUCCAGACAUUUUUGAGUACUACGAAGAUAUUAAGAAAGAAUUGAUUAAAUUUGAUAACGAUCUGAAAUAUUCGCAACGUCUUGAAAUACGUUUACUACUAGACAGAAGAUAUUCUAACGACACAGCCUCUUGUCGUUCGGAUACAUAUAUAAUAAUACAAAAACCUGUGCAAUUUUUAAGAAAUUUAAUAAAUUGUUACAGUUGGGAUAAGCUCGGCUUAUAUUUUUAUGGCAUCAUUCACAAUUGGAAUGCAGAAUAUUCUAUUAUAAGCGACAAAAAUAUUGACACUUUCAGAAGGGCAGAGGAAGAUUUAACAGCAGAAAUAAAGAAAGAAUUCUCUCCUAGAAAUGAAAAAGCCGUUGUAUUACACAGUGUACGAAAAGUUGGUGGUGAUAUUAAAUAUUUAAUAUCCGAAGAUCAGUUUAAUUCUUUAGAAGCGCAAAUUGCAAUCGAUCCACAUAAAAAAGAUUUAACUUCUGGCUUAGUUUCUCUAACUAUGGAUUGAAACAAUAAUCUUUUACUGUAAUUCCUAAUGAGAGUUCAGUUACAAUUGUUUGGCUCACUUAUUUCAAUUAAAAAUAUAUUUUAAUUAUAACAGAGGUUUGUUAAUUUUUUACCUACUACGAGUUCAUAAAGUCAAAAUAGAAAUACAUGGUGGAAAAGAGAGUCGCUUAACUCCCUUGCUACAGAUUUAUGCAAUAUAUGUAAAGUUAAUACGCUUACGUUAGAAACACAUUAGACACCAGGAAAACACAGUGAAGUGUGACACUCAUACUGAAUGCAACUGCACAACUGUAAAUGGGAUGUAGGUUAUGUGACACGUCAUAUAAAGUCAGAAUUUCACAUAGGAUUGAUAAGUAAAAAAUUCUAUUCACCUAUCUCGAACGGCUGCAGAGUUACACACGUUACAUGAUGUGCUCAAUUUACUGUACAGUACAUUACUUGGAUACAUUCUAUAUUAUUUAACAGAGGUGUUAAGUAAUUUUCUUUCCAACCCUGUAUUAUAUCAAAUCACUUGUUGAGUUCUCGUAAACACUUGGAUGAAAAAUUGUUACAGUGAAACAAUUUUAUAUUUCCUAUGUCUUUUAUUUCAUUAUGUCACUCACGAAUUAUUAUACAAUAAAUAUGAAUAUUUCUUAUUCAAAUCAAAUAAAUAUAUAUAUUUUUUGAAAUUAAGUAAUGUUAUAUUUUGUUUUUAAUGUAAAAGAUUGCAUGGUAAAUGUGAUGAAAUUUUGCCUAUUGAAAUUCUAAUGUAAACAUUUCUUGUGUUGAAAUAAAACGAUUUCUUCUAACUUUA
Messenger RNA from Centruroides sculpturatus (bark scorpion), 2877 nucleotides. RefSeq lists its product as uncharacterized. The record is from RefSeq and is a predicted model, not a curated record. The transcript is spliced from 3 exons. The coding region runs from base 55 to 2085 and encodes 676 amino acids. NCBI's taxonomy places the organism in Eukaryota, Metazoa, Arthropoda, Arachnida, Scorpiones, Buthidae.